Molecule: messenger RNA, 846 nt
Organism: Juglans microcarpa x Juglans regia
Lineage: Eukaryota; Viridiplantae; Streptophyta; Magnoliopsida; Fagales; Juglandaceae
Product: GDSL esterase/lipase At5g03610-like
Exons: 4
Coding region: 93-422 (109 amino acids)
Source: RefSeq, a predicted model, not a curated record
ACAGUGUCAGGAAUGGAUCUGCCCAGGGUUGGAAGCCUUUCAUUACAGCAGUGGUCAAUCAACUCACUAUCAACUUGAGGCGUAUUCAUGGCAUGGGAGUUAAAAAAAUAGUUGUGAACGCUUUACAGCCUUUAGGAUGCGUCCCUUCAAAGACAGCCAUAUCCUCAUUCCAACAAUGCAAUGAAACGGAAAACUCUCUCGUCGUUUUCCACAACCUGCUGUUGCAGCAAGCCGUGGCAAAGUUAAACAGCGAAGCCAAGGAUUCUUAUCCUUUUGUCAUUCUUGAUCUUUAUGACUCCUUCCUCACAGUAAUCAAGAACAAAGGAGGUACACAGUUUGAGAACCCACUGAAGCCAUGUUGUUUUGGUAUAAGCAGCAAAUACAACUGUGGGAGUGUAGAUGAAAAUGGGGCCAAGAAUUAAUACACAGUUUGUGAGGACCCAGAAUCAGCAUUCUUUCUGGGACGGAGUUCAUCCUACUCAGGCGGGAUGGACUGCUGUGUAUUCUGCUUUGAGAGCCACUGAUCAUCUCCAACGUUAACUUCAUUAGAUUCACCAAAAAGAAGGGAGGAAAAUCAUCUUGUACGUGGUAAUAUUAUUGUUCGUAUUGUUUUAUAUAAUUCCUAGCUAUUUUCUGUCGUCCCGCGUACCGUCUUUGUUGUAUUGUGUAGCUGGCUGCAGGGUUCUAUCUCCUGAUCUGGGUUUGCGCUGCUAUUAUAUAGGAGGUGAUGCUUGGAGUCCAUGCCACUUUCUAAUGUAUAUCAUGAGUUAUUCUCUGUACGGAUAAACUCGUAAUAUUUAUAUAAAAAUAAUAAUUAAUAAAUUUUAAAUAAAUUAGUGAGACGAA